Molecule: messenger RNA, 1365 nt
Organism: Erpetoichthys calabaricus (reedfish)
Lineage: Eukaryota; Metazoa; Chordata; Cladistia; Polypteriformes; Polypteridae
Gene: scxa
Product: scleraxis bHLH transcription factor a
Exons: 2
Coding region: 169-870 (233 amino acids)
Biological process (GO): regulation of transcription by RNA polymerase II; developmental process
Molecular function (GO): RNA polymerase II transcription regulatory region sequence-specific DNA binding; DNA-binding transcription factor activity, RNA polymerase II-specific; protein dimerization activity
Source: RefSeq, a predicted model, not a curated record
CCAUACUGAAACACUCAGACAGAAAUCACACGUGCAUGUGCAAAGUAGGAAUAACUUUUACUUAAUAACUAUUUUAAACACAAAAAGGGACACUGCAACUCUUAUGAGGAAUCUCUCAGAAAAGUGGAGACAAAGAUUUUGAAAGAAGACUUCUUAAAGCAUGUGUGUAUGUUUGAAAUACACUGCUUCCCAGUAUUUUUGCCUUUAGUAUAUUCUCAGUUUAGCAUUACAGUAUAUAGGCAUUCAUAUGUAAAAUCUACCAAAAAGGCUUUUUUCUUUCUUGUUUUCUUGAUAGGGGAACUUUUUACAAACAUGUCCUAUGCUAUGCUUCGUUCAGCUCACAGCAGGUUUCUCUAUUCUGAGAUUAACAUGAUGUCAGAGGAUGAGGAGAAUGGUAGCGAAAGCUCAGGUUCUGAUGACAAAUCUUUUCACAUGGAUGCAUCGGGAUACGAGCUGAAAGUUGGAAGUAAGAGGAAGUCCGGGAGUCGGAGAGAUUCUCAGCAUAUGUCAGGUGACAUACGACAAAGGAGUGCAGCAAAUGCACGUGAACGAGACCGUACAAAUAGUGUCAACACUGCAUUCACAGCACUAAGGACUCUUAUUCCCACAGAGCCAGCUGACCGUAAGCUCUCAAAGAUUGAAACAUUGCGUUUGGCUUCCAGUUACAUCUCCCACCUAGGAAACGUGUUACUGGUUGGAGAAGCAUGUGGAGAUGGGCAACCCUGCCACACCACCACCUCCUUUUAUCAUCACAGUAGUCCUGGAAGAGACAGUGAGAACUCACAGCCGAAACAGAUCUGCACCUUCUGUCUCAGCAACCAGAGAAAGAUGACUAAAGACCGUGACAGAAAAACAGCCCUAAGAAGUUAACGAUGGAAAAACUAAUAAUUUUGGAAAAACAAACUCUAAAUGAAGUAAUUAACUUCAAGAAGAAAUUUCAGGAAAAGAAAACAUUACAGAAGAUGGACAUCUUGUAAACAGUGCUUGGGAGAUUACUACAUCAUAUUGACUGUGUGGCUUCUUUUUGGAUUUCACAAGUAAAUGGAAAUUUUGAUCCUUAACCCAAAAAGCAUCUUUCCUUGUGAUGGUUUACUUCAACAUUUUAAUAUAACAGUUUUAAACAAUUAAACAUAUUCAUUUGCUGACAGUAAGAAGAAGUGCCAUUACAAAAGUCAGAUGAAAUAAUUCUUCUACUGAUACCUAAUGAGAAAGGCAGAAGAAAAAUAAUUCAAUAGACAUUCUUUGAACUUCAGUUUUAGGAAGGGUGUACUUAAAAGGUUUCUGAAACAGACAAAUUUGAAAGUAUGAGAAACACUUUAAAUAUGAAUAAUUCUUCUAGUAAUAAAAUGAUCUUUUCAUGCCUUU